AUGGACACCGCCUCCACACCGCCCCUGCGAGGCCCGGGAGGAGCAGCCUGUCCCCGGCCUCAUCCCCGGGCUGACCCCACCUCUCCAGCCGCUGCUCACUCACCCUGGGCCGGUGUCGCGUCCUUGCAGUCCGCCCGGAUGCAGCUCCCUUCCCCCGCCACAGUGACCUCCUCCUGCGGGGUACUGUCACCUCAGCGGCCGGACUCAGGAGCUUGGGUCCCGAUACAGAGCACCGUGUCCUCCGCAACACAGUUAGCUCCGCGGUGUUUGGAGAGUGUUUCUGCGGCCAAAGGAACACGCUCCUCCACCAGCUCUGGUACACACCUCCGCACGGGCCUCUCCGACAGCUACGGCCAGGAAUAA
This is a messenger RNA of Knipowitschia caucasica, 363 nucleotides long. NCBI's taxonomy places the organism in Eukaryota, Metazoa, Chordata, Actinopteri, Gobiiformes, Gobiidae. The record is from the annotation of a GenBank genome assembly.